This is a messenger RNA of Lactuca sativa (garden lettuce), 648 nucleotides long. Its product is annotated as flowering-promoting factor 1. Lineage: Eukaryota; Viridiplantae; Streptophyta; Magnoliopsida; Asterales; Asteraceae. Gene Ontology annotation, biological process: regulation of flower development. The record is from RefSeq and is a predicted model, not a curated record.
AAAUCUCACUAUCUUCAAUAUCCAUAUAUUUUCACUUCCAUAACAUCGGAAAGAAACCAUGUCGGGUGUUUGGGUGUUCAAGAAUGGUGUUGUUAGGCUAGUGGAGAACCCAGGUGCUGACGCCUUGCAAGGUCCAACUCGGCGCAAGGUGCUGGUGCACCCAUCGACGAACCAAGUGGUCACUUCAUACGAGGUUCUUGAAGGAAUCCUAACAUCUAUGGGAUGGGAAAGGUGCUAUGAAGAUCCUGAAUAUCUCCAGUUUCGUAAGACAACGACAAUUCACCUCAUAUCUCUCCCAAAAGACUUCAAUAAGUUCAAGUCAAUGCACAUCUAUGAUAUCAUGGUCAAAAAUCCUAAUGAAUUUGAAGUAAGGGAUGCUCAGUAAACUCCUGGUGGUCGUGGUCUAGCAUAUAUGGCUGGUACCCUGGCUCCAUCUUUUCUUUCUAAUAUAUAUGUGUGUGUUUGUGUGUGUUUUGAUCGUUGGGAUUCUGCGUUUUUCAUCAUGAACGUUUGAUUUUUACUGUUUGAAAAUAUGGCUUUCAAGUAUUUCUAUAUUAUCUCGAAUUAUGUUUUCAAAAUGUCCAGUUACGUUGUUGUAAUGGUGUAUGUAUAAAGUAAGCCUUUUUUUGGUGUGAUUAUACCUAUAAA